This is a messenger RNA of Cornus florida, 1865 nucleotides long. RefSeq lists its product as uncharacterized. Bases 75 to 1526 code for a protein of 483 amino acids. Gene Ontology annotation, molecular function: protein binding. NCBI's taxonomy places the organism in Eukaryota, Viridiplantae, Streptophyta, Magnoliopsida, Cornales, Cornaceae. The transcript is spliced from 5 exons. The record is from RefSeq and is a predicted model, not a curated record.
AAAUUCAGAACACUUUUUACUUUCGUGUUCAAAUCAUUGUCUCUGAUUCCCAUUCCUGCAUAACCCCUCAACCCAUGGAAGAAAGAGGAAAGAAAGAUGAUGUACCAUCCGCACGGUUCACAUGGACGAUUAAGAACUUUUCGAGACUGAUGAACAAGAAGCUAUACUCUCCAAGUUUCUAUGUUGGAGGAUACAAAUGGCGGGUGCUUCUAUUUCCAAAGGGGAACCAUUCGAACCAUUUGUCAAUGUAUUUAGAUCCUGUGGAUUCAACAACUUUGCAAUAUGGGUGGGGUAGAAUAUCAAAAUUCAGCUUAUCUGUUAUCAAUCAGAUUUAUAGCAACUACACAAGGAAGAAAGACUUUCAACUCAAUGCAAAAGAAAGUGAAUGGGGUGCGAGUUCAUUCGUGCCUCUUAGCGAACUGUAUGACCGUGAUAGUGGUUAUAUUGUGAACGAUAAAUGCAUAGUUGAAGUUGAUAUUCCCGGCUUCUGUUCAGUUGAGCUUGAGGUUGAGGCGGCAAAGACUGCCUCGGGCAAAGGUGAAACUCCCAAGUCUUCUUCUCAAGGGGAUAUCAAAGGGAGGAUUAGACUGACUGCUUUUGGUACCAAUACAAUCCUGCCUCAGACUGAUACCUCGGGCCCCCCUCCUUCCAGUAAAUCAGCAACCGAAGCGAUGAAGACUUCGGUCCCCCCAACCACUCCUAUUGUUGAAAAGGAAUCAACAGUUAAUUCUUCUCUGCCCCAAGAUCCGAUCAGCAGCUUUUCUCCGGUCUCAAUCAACAAUGUUUUUGAAGUUGAGUUGCUAAGGGGUUCUCCAAUGGGUUCUCCUCUUGAGUCAUCUUCAUUUGAUGACAUGGAUGCCUAUAUCUCCAAGUUGGUGUCAAUAGUAAAGACUGAUGCACCCUUUGACACUAGUGAUGGAUCAGUCGCAGCUUCCACUCCUCAAUCAAUUGAUGAAGUCAAAACAUUCUUCAUAAAGAUGCUAUCUCUGGAGCUAUCAGAAAUUCCUGAUUUUUAUGUCCACCUUACAGAAUCAAUAUGUGUCUUGUUAGAGUGCUGUGACCUUACUCCAGACCAGCUAGCAGAGUUGAACACUUUUAAGGUUGAGUUUUCAACACUUAUCAAAACUUACCAGACUUCCAGCCAUUCUUUGAAGAAGGUCGAGGAAAAAAUGGCAGAAAAGGAAGGAACAAAGAAGUCAUUGGUUGAGCAAGUAAAGAUAAAUGCUUUCACAUUCCAAAUGCAGAGGGGUUUUCACAAGGACUUGAUCUCGAAGGAGGGCAAGCUUCAACAAGAGGUUGAGCGUCUGCAGGCUGAACUGGCAAAGAUCUCUGAGAAGAAGAUGAGUGCUGAGAAAGUGGUCAAACAACUGCAUGGGAAGAUGGUUAAUAUAGAACGGUCUAGAUCCUCUGUUCUUGAAGAGAUCUCAACCCUUGAGACCGAGAAGAAAACUGCAGAGAGCUCACUGUCAUCCGCCCAACAAAAAUGGACCAAGCUCAGGAACAUAUUCAUGGAACCAGACAAUUGAUCUCUCUUUUUUUUCCUUUCCUAAAUCAAUUUAUCUCUUUUUAUUUGAUAGAUGAGAAACUUUUGUUGGUGUACUGUUAUAUUUAUCUGUAUAGGCUGGUUACAUUUUACCUUUAGGCUCCGUUUGUUUCACCGUAAAAUAUUUUUCGGAAAUAAUUUUUCUCAUUUUCCAGUGUUUGGAAGACUAGUUCAAGGUUAGGAAAUCAUUUUUCAUGUAAAUCAUUUUACUCCCAACUGAUUGAAAAUGAUUUACCAAAAAAAAAAUUCUGAAGUUAUUUUCCAGAGGUUAAUUUGUAGUCAUUGGAUGGUAAGAUAUUAUAUGUUCUUUUAUAUUUGGAAA